Molecule: messenger RNA, 710 nt
Organism: Zea mays
Lineage: Eukaryota; Viridiplantae; Streptophyta; Magnoliopsida; Poales; Poaceae
Exons: 3
Coding region: 95-394 (99 amino acids)
Source: RefSeq, marked validated
CCAGUUCUCCACACACACGUGAACGCUAACCCUAAGCCCAUUCCCUCGGUGGCUGCCUGGCUGGACGCCUGGACACCUCCAAUCCCCAGACCCCAUGCUUCACCGCUUCAGCCCCGCCGGCGCCGAGCGGCCGACUCGCCGACGGCCGACUCCAAUCCCCAGGCUUCAGCCCCGCCGAGCGGCCGACUCGUCGACGGCCAACUCGCACGUGCUUCCGCCGGCAGCCUGGCACAGCAAGCAGGAAGCAGCAAGCAAGAAUCAGCGGUCGGUCGGGCGUACGACAGCAAGCAGGAAGCAGCACAGGCGUCUCCAUCCUACAGAGACAAAUCCUCUAUCCCCUAAUGCGAGCCACUUGAUGGAUGAUGAGGAACAUGACCGGGAUAGUGAUUCCUAAUUCAUGAAUGAAGAUGGCGAGCUGUGAAGAAAUCUUACAAAUGUGUGUUUGAUGUCAUGAAGACAUUGAAGAAUGAAGACCUUAUAUUGUGUCCAUAUGUGUGUGUCGGUGUGUGAGUGUGACUAUAAGUCUAUUACUCUAUUAAUUGUUAUUGUGUAUGGACUGAAUUUAUGUGGGCAGAGUGAGUGUAAGUUUACUUGUUGGAUACUUGGAUUUGGAAUUGUGUUAUGUGCUCAUGUACUAUUGUGGACUUAUUUUCAUGUUGUUCAAUGGCUAUGUGGUCAACUGGUCAUGUAAUCAUGUGGUGAUGUGGACU